Molecule: messenger RNA, 1578 nt
Organism: Exophiala dermatitidis NIH/UT8656
Lineage: Eukaryota; Fungi; Ascomycota; Eurotiomycetes; Chaetothyriales; Herpotrichiellaceae
Product: anthranilate synthase component I
Exons: 2
Coding region: 1-1578 (525 amino acids)
Biological process (GO): L-tryptophan biosynthetic process
Molecular function (GO): anthranilate synthase activity
Source: RefSeq, a predicted model, not a curated record
AUGGUAGCGCAAAUCCAACCCUCCCUUGAGGAGGUAACCUCCAUCCUUGCAAAAUCCAGAUCCUCUCAAUAUCCUCCGAAUCUGGUGCCCUUGUGCGCUCAGAUCCCCGCCGAUUUAUUCACACCUACUGUCGCAUAUCUCAAAGUAUCCGCGGGUUCGAAACUGUCCUUUUUAUACGAGAGCGCAGCAACUACAGGCACGAUCGGGCGGUACAGUUUUGUCGGAGCCAAUCCUCUGAAAGUCCUCAAAUCCGGUCCCGGCCAUGGCCCUGAAGAAGAUCCCCUUCCUCGACUGGAGAAAGAGUUGUCACAAUAUAGGGUUGCCAGUGUCCCUUCACUACGGCUGCCGCCGAUGACAGGAGGCGUGAUCGGCUACGUGGGGUAUGAUUGUGUUCGGUACUUCGAGCCCAAAACGGCUCGGCCGAUGAAAGAUACUUUGAAGCUGCCGGAGAGUUUCUUCAUGCUGUACGACACCAUUGUCGCGUUCGACCAUUUUUUCAAUGUCUGCAAAGUCAUCACGUACCUUCGAGUGCCGGAGUCACAGUCCUCUGCGGACAUUGCAGCAGCAUACGAUAAAGCGAGCAAUACGCUGCAGAAGGUGAUCGCGACGUUGCAAGCCGAACACAUCCCACUCCCACAUCAACCGCCGAUCGCGCUGAACCAGCCCUCAAAAUCAAACAUAGGGAAGGAAGGUUAUGAGGCCCAUGUCCGGAAGCUGAAGCAACAUGUGAACGUGGGGGAUAUUAUUCAAGCGGUUCCGUCGCACCGAAUAUCACGCCCCACUACACUGCAUCCAUUUAACAUCUACCGACAUUUACGGACGGUUAAUCCGUCACCUUAUCUUUUCUACAUCGACUGCGAGGAUUUCAGCAUCGUUGGAGCGUCACCUGAGCUCUUGGUCAAGGAAGAAGCUGGGCGGAUUAUCACGCAUCCUAUUGCAGGCACAGUGAAGCGAGGACGAGACCCGGAGGAAGACGACAGACUGGCGGAUGAAUUGCGCAACAGCAUCAAAGACCGGGCGGAACAUGUCAUGUUGGUCGAUUUGGCGAGGAAUGACAUCAACCGUGUUUGCGAUCCUUUGUCCACUCGGGUCGACAGGCUUAUGGUGGUGGAGAGAUUCAGCCAUGUCCAACAUCUGGUUAGUCAGGUCUCUGGUGUCUUGAGGGAGGGCGAAAACAGGUUUACCGCCUUUCGAAGCAUAUUCCCGGCGGGGACGGUUUCAGGGGCGCCGAAAGUGAAGGCCAUGGAACUCAUCGCCGAGCUCGAGGGAGAAAAGCGUGGAGUCUAUGCUGGGGCAGUGGGAUAUUUUGGUUUUUCAAGGGUGUCUGCGGACGGCUCACGGGUCGAGGACGAAGGCGCAAUGGACACUUGUAUUGCAUUGCGGACAAUGGUCGUCAAGGACGGUGUGGCAUACUUGCAGGCCGGAGGCGGCAUUGUCUUCGACAGCGAAGAGGAGGAUGAGUGGUUUGAGACGAUGAACAAGCUGGGCGCAAACAUUAGGACGAUCGAGGAAGCCGAGAAAAGGUAUCUGGCACUGGAAAAGGCUGGAAACAGCCAUGCCAACGGAGCUGCAAGAUAG